ACAGGACCACCUUCCCAACCGAAUUUCACACACCUGUCACCUAGGACGCAGCAGGGAAGGCCGCCCUUCGAUCCGCGUUCUCCCCAUUUUGGGGUGUAGCUUGGAUUCCUGAGCCCAGUUUUAGUGCGUGGCCGAUCGGGAGGCCGGCGAGGCGCUCUAGGCCGAGCGGCUUCGUCUCUAUGACCACAAGGGGCGGUCCCUGGUGUCCUGCGCGGGGGCGCGGAGGGGGCGGGCGUCAGUUCCGCGCGGGGCUGUCGGGGAACCAUGGCUGCCCCGAGAGACAAUGUCACUUUAUUAUUCAAGUUAUACUGCUUGGCAGUGAUGACCCUGAUGGCUGCAGCCUAUACCAUAGCUUUAAGAUACACAAGGACAUCAGACAAAGAACUCUACUUUUCAACCACAGCCGUGUGUAUCACAGAAGUUAUAAAGUUAUUGCUAAGUGUGGGAAUUUUAGCUAAAGAAACUGGUAGUCUGGGUAGAUUCAAAGCAUCUUUAAGAGAAAAUGUCUUGGGGAGCCCCAAGGAACUGUUGAAGUUAAGUGUGCCAUCGUUAGUGUAUGCUGUUCAGAACAACAUGGCUUUCCUAGCUCUUAGCAAUCUGGAUGCAGCAGUGUACCAGGUGACCUACCAGUUAAAGAUUCCGUGUACUGCUUUAUGCACUGUUUUAAUGUUAAACCGGACACUCAGCAAAUUACAGUGGGUUUCAGUUUUUAUGCUGUGUGCUGGAGUCACGCUUGUACAGUGGAAACCAGCCCAAGCUACAAAAGUUGUGGUGGAACAAAAUCCAUUAUUAGGGUUUGGCGCUAUAGCUAUUGCUGUAUUGUGCUCAGGAUUUGCAGGAGUAUAUUUUGAAAAAGUUUUAAAGAGUUCAGAUACUUCUCUUUGGGUGAGAAACAUUCAAAUGUAUCUAUCAGGGAUUAUUGUGACAUUAGUUGGCGUCUACUUGUCAGAUGGAGCUGAAAUUAAAGAAAAAGGAUUUUUCUAUGGUUACACAUAUUAUGUCUGGUUUGUCAUCUUUCUUGCAAGUGUUGGUGGCCUCUACACUUCUGUUGUGGUUAAGUACACAGACAACAUCAUGAAAGGCUUUUCUGCAGCAGCGGCCAUUGUCCUUUCCACCAUUGCUUCAGUAAUGCUGUUUGGAUUACAGAUAACACUCACCUUUGCUCUGGGUACUCUUCUUGUAUGUGUUUCCAUAUAUCUCUAUGGAUUACCCAGACAAGACACUACAUCCAUCCAACAAGGAGAAACAGCUUCAAAGGAGAGAGUUAUUGGUGUGUGAUUUUAGCCUCACAUGAGACUCCUUUUAAGACUAAACCAUUUGCAUUAAACUAGAGCCUUAAGUCAAUCUCAGAAGGUAGCAUAAACAAAAAUUAACUGUAUGGCAUGAUCAGUGCAGUUAUGUGGAAACAACAACAAACAAAGCUAUCUGAGUGAACUGCUAAUACAGAAACUUAACAUAGACCUGUUUGGGGUCUAACUAUUGUUUUAGAAUGAAGGAAUUUUAUUAUUGUGUAUAUAUAUAAUUUGUAAAUAAAAAGUAUGGAGAUGAUACGGUGUUAAAAAAAAAAAAAAAUCAUGGUGAGGCUACAAUACUCAAGUAACAAGGUUUGGGACAAUGUCUAAGGGUUAAAGUGCCAAAGCCAUUUCUGUACUAACUGUUCUCUUGUUCAGGUACCAGGGAGAAGGAUGACCCCUCCUUAUUCUCCAAUUCAUGUACAGUAUUUUGUCCUAGCAGCAUAAAGACCUAGCUCUUUUCUUACAAGAGGCAGAAACAAGACAGGCUAGUUCAUAAACAAACUGAAUGUGUAACUUCUCAAAAUCAAAAUGAAUCUAUUUCAUAACUCGGACAAUAAUUUCUGGGUGGUGACUGAGUACCCCUUUAGUGCUAUAUUUGUGCUAUUCAUUAUCUGGUUCAUGUUUCUUCAAAAAAAUUUGUAAUGUUACUUUUGUACUUUUUUAAAUAAAGUAUGUUUAACUGUUGGGCUCUCAAUAAUUUGUGAAAUUUCAGUGUUUUCUAUAAUGUUAAUGGGGAAAUUCAGCAAUAAACUUUAUUUGUAUGAA
This is a messenger RNA of Pongo pygmaeus (Bornean orangutan), 2060 nucleotides long. RefSeq names its product solute carrier family 35 member A1 (gene SLC35A1). Gene Ontology annotation, biological process: pyrimidine nucleotide-sugar transmembrane transport. Bases 265 to 1278 code for a protein of 337 amino acids. The record is from RefSeq and is a predicted model, not a curated record. The transcript has 8 exons. Gene Ontology annotation, cellular component: Golgi membrane. Gene Ontology annotation, molecular function: pyrimidine nucleotide-sugar transmembrane transporter activity. Lineage: Eukaryota; Metazoa; Chordata; Mammalia; Primates; Hominidae.